GCACUGGCCCGCACCAUGGGCUCCGUCUUGGAGCUCGCCUGCAUCUACUCAGGCCUCAUCCUGCACGACGAUGAGGUGACGGUCACAGAGGAUAAGAUCAAUGCCCUCAUUAAAGCAGCUGGUGUAAAUGUUGAACCUUUCUGGCCAGGCUUGUUUUCAAAGGCUUUGGCCAAUGUCAACAUCGGGAGCCUCAUCUGCAAUGUGGGGGCAGGUGGACCUGCCCCAGCAGCUGGUGCUGCACUAGCAGGAGGUCCUUCCCCCUCCACCACUGCUGCCCCAGCUGAGGAGAGUAAGUGGAAUAAAAGAAAGAGAAUCUGAAGAGUCUGAUGAUGA
Orcinus orca (killer whale) is the source of this 333-nucleotide messenger RNA. Its product is annotated as 60S acidic ribosomal protein P1-like. Gene Ontology annotation, cellular component: cytosolic large ribosomal subunit. Bases 16 to 318 code for a protein of 100 amino acids. Gene Ontology annotation, molecular function: ribonucleoprotein complex binding; structural constituent of ribosome; protein kinase activator activity. The transcript has a single exon. The record is from RefSeq and is a predicted model, not a curated record. Lineage: Eukaryota; Metazoa; Chordata; Mammalia; Artiodactyla; Delphinidae. Gene Ontology annotation, biological process: cytoplasmic translation.